This is a messenger RNA of Papilio xuthus (Asian swallowtail), 5864 nucleotides long. RefSeq names its product proteasome-associated protein ECM29 homolog. Gene Ontology annotation, molecular function: molecular adaptor activity. Gene Ontology annotation, cellular component: cytoplasm; nucleus. The record is from RefSeq and is a predicted model, not a curated record. Gene Ontology annotation, biological process: proteasome assembly; ERAD pathway. The transcript has 37 exons. The coding region runs from base 93 to 5798 and encodes 1901 amino acids. Lineage: Eukaryota; Metazoa; Arthropoda; Insecta; Lepidoptera; Papilionidae.
AGUCAGUUAGUUUUUGCCUGUCAUCGUGUAUGUAGUAUUAUUUAAAAUAUAUAUGCUAUUCUUGACGAAAUCUCUUUAUUAAAUGCAUAAAAAUGUCUGAAAUGGAAGUUACAGAAACUGGUAAUGAUUGCUCAAACGAUCUUCUUCUUCUUGAUCGCGUAUUCUUGAGGCUAGGAAAUGUGGACACCGAUGAACAACUGGAGAGUUGUCUCAAUAGAUUCCUACCUCCUGUUAUCUUGAAGUUAUCAUCACCUCAUGAACAAGUUCGCACAAAAGUAAUGGAGUUAUUGGUGCAUGUGAACAAGCGAAUAAAAUGUCGUGCUGAUGUUCAGCUGCCUGUGCAGACCUUGCUGCAGUUAUACAAAGACCCCGCUGCUAAUAGUUUUAUUAUUAAUUUUUCUAAAAUAUACAUAACAAUGGGCUUCCCACGACUGCCUCGGGAACAGCAACUUAGUUUGACACCUUCUCUGCUCGAGGCCAUAGAGAACAAACCUCAGCCCCAUCAAGAUGGGAUUCUAAUGCUUGUGAUGCCUCUCCUAGGUGAUAUAAAAGAGACAGAUCUGAAUUUGAAGGAAAAGCCUAAAGUUUCAUCUCUUAUAUUAAAGUUUGCAUUGGAUAUUUUGCUGUUACCAUACAGGGCUCUACCACAUGAGGGUGAGAGUGAGUUCCAAGUACCCCCAGGAAUGAGUAUGAAGACAUACAAAAGGAUAGUGGGUAAUAAUCAAUUAAAUCCCAACCAGUUAGAAGAGAUGAAACUGUCAAUAGUGAAUUUUAUAAGCAAGGAUAUAUUCAACAUGAAUGAUAUCCUGUUGACAUUGAUUGUGGCAGCGGCUGAUUCACGCUUCAGUGUUGCCAACCAUGCAAACAGCCCGCUUAUUAGAGUGAACAGUUCCGUGGACUGGUCGCAGCCAGCAGUGGUAGGUCCCCUGUACUCAUUGUACCUCGGCACUUGGGGAGGUAUGAAAGCGCCAUCAGAUGAUCGUAAGGUUGCCGCUUGCACCAGACUACGAUUGAAGUUAAUUCAAUAUUUAAACAAAGCAACGGGACCGGCUAUCAUGUUCCCGCAUUGUGUACAGGUCGUGUUUUCGUCACUAUUUGAUGCAAAUACAAACUCUCGUCUCAGGAAUAUGGCUUUGAUGUUUUUAUUAAAUGUUAUUAACAACGGUGAUUCAGAGCAGUUAAAGAAAGUUGGUGUUGUAUUCUUGCAUGGAUUGUUAAAACUGAUCAGAUCAGACGAGUAUUCUGACCACCAUUCCAAAGCUUAUAUGUGCUUAGGUCGUUUGGCAUUAAAAUGCCCGGAGACUAUAAACAAGCAGUUCAUAUUAUUGGAGGAGUUUGUGAAGAAGAUUCCGGAAGCUGUGCCCGAGAUGAAGACAGCGCUGCGUGAUGCACUCCUCGAUAUGUCCUACGCUUACUCAAUGCAUACACCAGAAGGUAAGGAAGAAGCAAUGGAGACAUCAGCAGCGGGCACCAGCAACGACAUGGAUGUGGAUGAAGCGUCAGAGAGCAAGAAGCCUCGCCCCAAUCCAUACGACGAGCCGCAAGCCUUGGCGCUCUACGCAUUGCUUGAUCACUACAUGCACAGUGAGGAUUCGAUGAUCCGUUACAUCGCCAUGCGGUACUCCUCCGUGGUGUUCCCUCAGGACUACGUGCCCUCGCGCUACCUGCUGCUGCUCGCCAGCGGAGAUACUCAGGACGACAUUGUAACCGAAUCACAAAAAUGUCUAUACGGCACAUCACGUGCGAGCGAGAUAGAAGAUGUAGUGAACAACGUGAGUAAGAAAGAGACGGCUGUUGUCAACUUAGAUGAGGGCCCUGCACGGAAAGACAACGAAUCAACGGCUGAGUUAAAAACUCCCAGUUUCAAAGACGUGGUAAAUUAUGUAUGGGAACAGAUACAAAAGAGGAAGAAAGGUUCAAACUCGAAGCACAGAUAUGUUAUUGGUAACCAUUUGUUGCAGUUUCAUCCAAAAACUUACCAGGAAAUAUUAAGGUAUAUGAGAAUGUGUUUGAACCGUGAUGCUAAGUUAAAAGAUUGCUCAAACCAUCCCAAUAGUAAUUCACCUCUGCUCGCUAAAUAUUUCCGAGAGAAUUUACUGGAGACAGAAGUACUUGAACGUUACCUGACUAUGAUCACAUCAUUACUUAACGCGUGCCCAGAAUUGAUGCCAUUAACAUGCUUUUUGGACAUUGUUGGUUGUGUACCAGAAAUUAUAGCAUCAAAAUAUGUCUCUCUGCUACCAUUCCUUAUGAAUCUCUUUACAACUAGCACGAAAGAGGAUAUACGUGAUAUUGCCGCGGUCAUUUACGCGAUUAUUACAGCAAAUACAAGCAAUAAAUCAGCAAUUGAAAAGGAAAUAAAAGAAUUCGUUGCACAAAGUCGCGGUAACAAAGGUCUAGAGGCUCAGUGCGGUUAUAUUUCAGCGUUUAGUCAUCUUUGUGAACGUUGUAUAGCGCUGUCAAAGCGCGGCAAAUUUGGCGGGAAAGGAUUCAAUCCGUCAACCUGGGAGCCAUAUCAAGAUGGCGCGUUAUGUUUGGGUAAUUUCCUCGCAAGUCCUCAGACUUUACUAGUCAGUACAUCUGUUAGUUCAGUAUCUUUGUUAGUAAGAUGCAGCGCUUUGCCUUUACCUAAUAUGAAUGCUAAACAAGAAGCCAUGGUACAUACAGACAAUCCAUUCAAUGUUAACCACAAAGACAUUGUUACUGACGAUGAAGUAACAAAGUAUACGGUUGCAGAGCGACUGUUCAGGAUUGUAGGGAAUCCAAGUUUACCUUCCAAAGUAAAAGAAAGGGCGUUGUAUACGUUAGGUUUGAUGUGUUGUGGUGAAAGAUUGAUAUUUGCGAAACAGAUCGUCAAAGGAUUCCUGCAAAUGGCUAAAGAUAGUAAGGAAUUCGAAAUUCAUUUACAAAUUGGAGAGUCGCUCGUGCUUUGUGCGGAAGGUGUUAACUCUAAUGAAAAUAGAGAUUUAUGGACCGAGUUACCGAGAGAGGGUGAUGCAAAGAUAAGAGAUUUAGAGGCUUUAAAGGAGAACGAUGAAUUACUACAAUGGCUGUUACAAGAAUUGUUUAAGAUAGGAAAACAUCCUCACCCACAUUCAAGACAGGCGACAAGUAUUUGGUUGUUGGCGUUAUUGAAGAAUUGUUCCGACAGAGAGCCAAUACGAAACAGUCUGCAGCUGCUCCAGAAUGUAUUCAUGGAUUAUCUCUCGGAGAAUAGCGAUAUAGUACAAGACGUAGCUAGCAAAGGUCUUAGCCUUGUUUAUCAGAAUUCCGAUGAAAGUCGUAAGCAAGCGCUGGUGGGUGAUAUAAUUGAGCAGCUGACCAGCGGGAAGAGAUCCGUGGCGCAGGUCACUGAUGAUACCAAGAUAUUUGAAGAGGGACAGCUUGGAAAGGCUCCCACUGGGGGCAAUCUUUCAACUUACAAGGAGUUAUGCUCUCUAGCGUCAGACCUGAACCAGCCCGAUUUAUUGUAUAAGUUCAUGCAUCUGGCACAUCACAACUCUGUUUGGAACUCCAAGAAAGGCGCGGCGUUCGGGUUCCACUCGAUAGCGCUGCAGGCGGGCGCGCAGCUGACCGACCAUCUGCCCAAGAUAGUGCCGCGUCUCUACCGGUACCGCUUCGACCCCACGCCCCGCAUACAGCACUCCAUGGCCGCCAUCUGGCACGCCAUCGUGCCCAACACGCAGCACACGGUUCAAAAAUAUCAUAAAGAGAUAUUGGAUGACCUCGUGGCAAAUCUGACAUCGAACCAGUGGCGAGUGAGGAUGUCUUGUUGCAACGCUUUGUCUGAUCUGUUGAGAGGUGCGAAGAGCCUGCACGAGUCUCUGGAGCAGCUGCCUACGAUCUGGUCGCAGCUGUUCCGCGUCAUGGAUGACGUGCACGAGGGCACGCGUCUCGCAGCUACAGCCACCGCUACAGUACUUUCUAAGCUGUGCGUGCAGGCGUGCGAUGUAGCGCAGGGCAAGGACGGCAAGCGUGUGGUGGACGCCAUCCUGCCCGUACUGCUUGAUAAUGGCAUCACCAACCUCGUCAAAGAAGUCAGGAGUGUCAGCCUGCUGACGGUGUCCCGGCUGGUGACAUCAUGCGGGGAGCAGGUGUCAGGGUUCGUGUCGCGGCUGGUGCCGGCGCUGGUGUGUGCGGCGGGCGAGUUGGAGUCCGCGCGCCUCUCACACCUCAGCACCGUGCUCGCUGACUCCAGCACAAGGGAGGUGCUCGAUGACCUGCGAGCUAAUGCCACCAAGCAUCACUAUACUACCGAUACUGUUGUCAAGUGCAUGCCAUACAUCACAAUAGACAGUAUGAAGGAGAUGCUCCCCAAGAUGUUGGAGCUGAUGAAGUCCCCGCAGCUGGGCACGAAGGUUGCCUGCGCGCAUUUCAUAGUCCUGUCUGCGCACUAUCUGCGCACAGACCUCGAGCCAGUCGCCGGCAAGCUGAUGACACAUCUACUGAAUGGGGCCUUCGACAGAAACCCUACUGUUAGGAAGAACUAUGCGGAGGCGCUUGGACAGGUUUCUGCCUUCGCUAAGAGCCAGUCUAUAGAGAAGUUGAUGAAGAAAUUAAUAAACUUGUACGAAACUAAAGAAGAUGAUGUGUCUCGCUCUGCGGUGGCGCUGAUGCUGCGCGCCGUCGCCAAGGCCAAGGCGGACCAUCUCAAGGACAAUGAAGAAAUACUUGCACCGGUCGUCUUCCUAGCCAUGCAUGCGCCUAAAGAUGAAGAGUCGAGUACCGUGGAGAUGUUCGAGGAGUUGUGGAGCGAGCUGAGCCCGGCGCGCGAGAGCGGCAUGCGCCGGCACCUGCCCGCACUGCGCGCGCACCUCGAGGCCGCGCUCGCCGCCACCAGCUGGACCAAGAAGAUACAGGGUGCAACUGCCAUAAAGACGUUAUGCGCGGAGGUGUCGUGCGGACUGGGCACACAGCGGGAACCUCUGCUGCGAGCCGCGCUGGCCGCCGCACAUGGCAAGACAUUCGACGGCAAGCAUCAUCUGCUUGAUGCUCUUGCUGAUCUCUGCACUGUCAAAGAGGGCGAGGCUCCACUAAACCCGACAUUAGCCAGUGAAUGUGUGAACGCGUUGUUGGCGGAGUGCCGCAAGCCGGACCCGGGACACAAGCGACGUGCGCUGGCGGCACUCGGGCGCGCGCUGGCCGCCACACACUGCGACGUCUUCCAACAUGUAUAUGACAUUGUUAAAGUCAUAUUGUCAAAGGACGAGUCGUCAAUGGACAAGGAUUCGGACGAUGAGGAUAACGAAGGUGCUCGGCGGCGCGCGGAGCAGCUCACCGCGCUCAAGGAAGCUGCUUACGAGCUGCUUGGCAACGCCUGGCCCAAGGACCCGCAAACACAAGAUAAAUACCAGGAGGAAUUCUUCGAGCAUUGUGCGCAAUGUUACGCGAGCUCCACACGGUCGACACAACUCGCCGUGUUGCGGUCCAUGGCUAGUGUGUUACCACGUCUUGAAGUGCUGCGUGGUCGCGGACAGCCGAUGGACACUGAUACUGACAAUGCCACCCCUACUAAUGCCACCAUUGCCACAGAUCGCGAUAAAGCGAUUACCAACAUCAAUACUCAUGCAGCUAAAGUCGUUGAUUAUACACUUAAGAACAGUAAUCAAGUGAGACAUCGAAAGGACGCUCUUAAUAUCCUAGAGAUAUUAAUAAAACAGUUAACUGAGCUAAACAAGACAGAAGAACUAAAUAUUCUUAAAGAGAUCUACCAUACGUAUGCGCCGGAUCUCGCUAAGGAUUCAUCGCACGAGUUAAGAACCAAAGUGGAAAGUAUUAAAACUUAUAUUAAUAAGUAAUGUUACCAUUUUUAAUGACAGGAGUGUAAUAAAUUUAAUGAAGUAUAAUAAAUGAUUCUUAUCACA